Nerophis ophidion (straightnose pipefish) is the source of this 3290-nucleotide messenger RNA. Its product is annotated as multidrug and toxin extrusion protein 1-like. Lineage: Eukaryota; Metazoa; Chordata; Actinopteri; Syngnathiformes; Syngnathidae. The transcript is spliced from 16 exons. Bases 74 to 1720 code for a protein of 548 amino acids. Gene Ontology annotation, cellular component: membrane. Gene Ontology annotation, biological process: xenobiotic detoxification by transmembrane export across the plasma membrane. Gene Ontology annotation, molecular function: antiporter activity; xenobiotic transmembrane transporter activity. The record is from RefSeq and is a predicted model, not a curated record.
CAUCAGAGAAAAGUUAACUGAGAGACUUUGUCAGAAAACCUCCACUUGCAUCUCCUUCUGGACUACACAGAACAUGGCUGGACUGAGUGACAAGAUGUUCUGCUGCCAUUGGGUCCGCAACAAGGUUCCCCUGGCCCACAGGGAAGAACUGUACCACAUCCUGAAGAUGACAGGGCCUCUGCUGUUGUCUCGGAUCCUCAACUAUCUACUUCCAUUUGUGAUAACCAUGUUCUGUGGCCGCCUGGGCAACGAGGUGAUGGCCGGCUACGGAUUGGCGUCUGCUACCAUCAACGUGACCACGGCAGCAACAGGAUUCGGUCUGAGUCUGGCGUGCGACACCUUGGUGUCUCAGACCUUCGGGGGCAAGAACCUGUUGGGCGUGGGCGUGAUCCUUCAACGCAGCGUGCUCAUCCUGCUGCUCUUCUGCCUGCCCUGCUGGGCUCUGCUCCUCAACGCCCGGCCCGUCCUGCUGAUCCUGGGCCAGGACCCCGAGGUGACCCGGAUAGCACACCUGUACAUCCUGGCCUCCCUGCCAGCUGUGCCAGCCAUGUUUCUGCACAACCUGCAAGUGUCUUACCUGCAGAACCAGGGUAUAAUACUACCACAAAUGUACACUGCAGCCAUGGCAAAUGUUGCCAACGUGAUGAUGAACUACAUCUUUUUGUACGGGCUGGAUCUCGGGGUCAGUGGAUCUGCGGCCGCCAACGGCCUCUCUCAGAUCUGCAUCUGCACUUUCCUGUUUGCUUACAUCCGCUGGAAGAAGCUGCAUGAAACAACGUGGGGAGGUUGGUCUGCAGAAUGUCUGCAAGAGUGGGGCCCCUACAUGAAGUUGGCCCUUCCCAGCAUGCUCAUGAAGUGCUUCGAGUGGUGGGUCUACGAGUUUGGAGGAUUCUUUGCAGGCAUGAUGAGUAAAGACGAGCUGGCCGCCCAACACGCUGUGAUGAUGGUCACCUUACUCACCUACAUGUUCCCUUUCAGCAUCCAAGCUGCAGCGUGCGCCCGGGUGGGCAACGCCCUGGGUGCUGGGGACACGGGCAGAGCCAUCCUCACCUGCAAGGUGUCCCUCACCCUCGCAGGUGCGCUCGCAGUUGUUGAAGGUGUGCUGCUCGCCUCCACCAAGACUGUCAUCGGCUUCAUAUUUACCAGCGAUCAGAAGAUCAUCAGUCUGGUCUCUCACUUGAUGAACGCUUACUGCUUCCUGCAGUUCUUUGAUGGCCAGGUGUGUGUGUGCACUGGCAUCUUCUUGGGCACAGGGAAGCAGAACAUUCCGGCCGUGGCUAACUUCAUCGGCUACUACUGUAUCGGCCUGACACUCAGCGUCACACUCAUGUUUGUGGCAAAGCUGAGAAUUCUAGGCUUCUGGCUGGGGAUUCUAAUUUGUGUCAUCUUGCAGUCCACAUUUUACAUUAUCGUCAUCUUCAAACUGGACUGGGGCAGGAUGACAGAGGAGGCUGUAAAGCGAGCCCAGAAGAGCAGCCAUGUGGCCCUCCUAAGUUCUGCUGUACAGGACCAGCACCAGCCCGUCAGGUCCGAGGCCGACGCUGAGCAUCUGUCACCCGGCCAGCUGCUCCUCAGGCGUGGCCUGACUCUGUUUGCCGCUCUUGCUCUCCUGGCUGCGGGUGCAGGUGUGCACUACUUGGUUCCUCUACCACAGACCUUGCACCCCAACGCUAAUCAGACUACAACCCCCUGGAGUAAUGGCAGUUACACUCCUGAUUAGGCUUGCAAAAUUUCGGGAAUAUUCAAAAUUGGAAAACUUUCCAUGGGAUUAUAUGGGAACUGAAUGGGAAUAAACAUUGAAUGCAACAUGCUAGAUCUUAUUAGCUAAAACAACCUGAUUUAAUGGAAAUUCAGUUGAAUUUCAACCCUGGACUGUGCAUUCCUCAAUCACAUGUGCAGUGCAUUCUUCCAUUGAUUGAUUUGAAACUUUUAUUAGUAGAUUGCACAGUACAGUACAUAUUCAGUACAAUUGACCACUAAAUGGUAACACCCCAAUACAUUUUUCAACUUGUUUAAAUUGGGGUCCACGUUCAUCAAUUCAUGGUAAUCACAUGCUCAGAUAAUUCCCAGCAUGCUCCACACUACAGCGGGGCUAUUGAGGGCCACACUAGUAUUUGAGCCCAAGGACUUCAUCCAGUCAGGAAAGUGUUGAUAUUACUGGGGUCGAUAUAGCCCUGAUGCUAAUUUUCUCUAUGUUAAAUUCCAUUCUUUUAUGCUAACAACGUUAGUGAUCCGAAACUAAAUUCAACUCGCAAAUAGUAAAUCAAAAGGUUUAGUUUCCUCUGCCUUCUGUUCUGCUAGCCCAGGAGUAGGGAACCUGUGGCUCUUUUGAUGACUGCACCUGGCUCUCAGAUAAAUCUUAGCUGACGUUGCUUAACACGAUAAGAAAUGAAUAAUUCCGCUGGUAAUCACAGUGUUAAAAAUAACGUUCAAAAUUUAAAACAUUCUCAUGCAUUUUAAUCUAUCCAUCCGUUUCUACCACGUCUGUUCAAGAAGUCACAUUAAUGGUCAAAAGUAUUUCAUUAAUUAUUGGUUAGCUUCAGAAUAACAAUGUCAUUAAAAAGAAUAAGAGAUGCAGGCAUUAAGUUGUUAUAAUGAGGGAAAGUCCAAAUGAAAGAGGAGACGUAGAAUUCUCUUGUCAGACCGCGGGACGACACUGUUCAAGGGUCCAGGUCAACGGGUUUCUCCUUAUUGAGCUAAAUUGAAUCCAGUCUCUGUUUAAUUCCUUGCUUCUUGUCUGUUUGAUAAAUGUCAUCAGUGUUUGAACCUGACAGUUAUAUGGCUCUCACGGAAAUACAUUUUAAAAUAUUUGGCUUUCAAGGCUCUCAGCCAAAAAGGUUCCCGACCCCUGUGCUAGCCGUUCUGUUGUCAUACAAGAAUGUAGCUUAUAGUUUGAUUUAGCAUGCUGAUUGACUGUUCAUUUAUUCAUUUAGCCUAUUUCUAUUCAUUUGUCCAUCAGUAGAAUAUAUUUAAAGACUACUCCAGUUGUUAAGCGGAAUAUUUAUAUCUGUGUGUGCAUUAUUUUACAGGAAAAAAGAAAUACAAAUAUUGUACUUCCCAUGGACGGUGUCCAACUUUGAAUAAUCCAAAAAUGGUAGACAUUUCCAAACUUUCCCAAGCAGUCAGAUUGAAAAGUUGAUCGGAUUUAUUGUUCAGUGAUUCUUACAGUUGACAUUAGUGCCGCUAGUUCCUGCAGCUGUAGAUAUUUCUUUCCUCUGAGAUGUACUUUUUGUUGUAUUUAAUACAGAGAAGUGAUUCUGUUGCAAAAUUGAAUAAACUUGACUCAUACA